Messenger RNA from Tauraco erythrolophus (red-crested turaco), 1347 nucleotides. NCBI's taxonomy places the organism in Eukaryota, Metazoa, Chordata, Aves, Musophagiformes, Musophagidae. The record is from RefSeq and is a predicted model, not a curated record.
AUGUCUGCUGUGCGCAGGAAGUUUGGGGACGAGUACCAGGCAGUGGGCCUGGCUCUCAGUGGCACCCGCAGAGAUCGGCAGCGCUUUGUGGACAAGAAUGGGCGCUGCAACGUCCAACACGGGAACCCAGUUGCCUGGCUGGUCAUGGCCUCAAUGUGGUGGGGCAUCGCCUACCUGCGAGGUGACCUGCACCGGGUACAUGAUGAUACCUACGGUCCAUGUGUGGCCAAUGUGUACAACUUUCCCUCCGCCUUCCUCUUCUUCAUAGAGACUGAGGCCACCAUUGGCUAUGGGCACCGCUACAUCACCGAGCGCUGCCCUGAGGGCAUCGUGCUCUUCCUCUUCCAGUCGCUGCUGGGCUCCAUCGUUGAUGCGUUCCUCAUCGGCUGCAUGUUCAUCAAGAUGUCCCAGCCCAAGAAGCGAGCUGAGACCCUCAUGUUCAGCCGUGCUGCAGUUGUCUCACAGCGGGACGGCAAGCUCUGCCUCAUGUUCCGUGUCGGCAACCUCCGCAACAGCCACAUGGUGUCUGCCCAGAUCCGCUGCAAGCUGAUCAAGUCCCGACAGACACCGGAGGGAGAAUUUCUGCCGCUAGACCAGUGUGAAUUGGAUGUUGGAUUUGGAACUGGAGCUGACCAGCUGUUUUUAGUUUCCCCAUUAACCAUCUGUCAUGAAAUUAAUUCAAAGAGCCCCUUUUUUUGUCUCUCACAAAGAUCACUAAGAAGCGAGCAAUUUGAAAUAGUUGUCAUCCUCGAAGGAAUCGUUGAGACUACCGGAAUGACAUGCCAAGCUAGGACCUCAUACACAGAAGAUGAAGUUCUUUGGGGUCACAGAUUCCUCCCAGUAAUGUCCCUAGAAGAUGGCUUUUUCCGUGUCGAUUAUUCUCAGUUUCAUGCUACGUUUGAAGUCCCCACUCCUCCUUACAGUGUGAAAGAGCAAGAAGAAAACCUGUCCCUAUCAUCUCCUUUGAAUAGUCCUGUCAAUAAUAACAAAACCAGAAGAGAACAGGCUUGUUCACUUGACUGUAUUGAUAUUGCAGGAGAGAAAAGAAAGCUCCCUUUUAAACUUCAGAAGAUUAGCUUGAGAAAGGAAGACCUUCCAAGAAGAGCCCUGAGAAUGAGUUCCAGUAACACAGAGACAACCUGCAGUACCGGAGAUCUCUUGAAAAUUCAAGAUACAAGUCCCAUCUCUGGUAGUGAAGACAGUGAUGACAGGAUACAGCUGAAAGCCUUAAAAAUAAAUGCUGGGGCUUUGACUCAGUCUAUCAGUGAUCUCGAGUUACAGAAGAACCUUCCAAGUAAGUGCACUCUAGAGAUGAAAUUGGAAGACAAUUUUCCUGCCAAAUUUUGA